This is a messenger RNA of Arctia plantaginis, 936 nucleotides long. Lineage: Eukaryota; Metazoa; Arthropoda; Insecta; Lepidoptera; Erebidae. The record is from the annotation of a GenBank genome assembly.
AUGGCAAACAAUAUUUUGUCAAAGAUUGGCGUUUUUAGAAUAGCCCCCGUAAUAUUCAACCAGCAUUCUCGCACCACAACCUCUAAACAUUGGAUCCCUAAGUUUAAAAAAUUGAGGGCUCAAAAAGUUCUCAAAGUCGAACUUCCUGAUUCCAAUGAAGUUGUGAGUGAGAUGACGCCAGAGAAAAUGCGACAGAAAAUGAAAGAGAGGGGAAUACUUCCUCCUAGACCUUGGAUGGAGAGACCUUUCUACAUUUCAGCUACAGGGGGAGUGUUUGAGGCUUAUGUGCCACCAGAAGGGGAUGGCAAAGCAUCCAUUGUGUCCACCACACGUGCCAAGCAGACUGUACAGCUUUUAGAGAAAAAAUCAAAAUCCAUGAUGGCUAUACGUAAAAUAAAAUCUUUUGAAGAAGAUUUUGAUCGAAGUAUAUUUGUACAGAGAGCUCAGGAGAUGUACAUUAAAGCUCAUGAGUGCCUAGCCAAUAAUGAUAAAAGAGGGUUAAGAUUGUAUGUGACAGAGAAGGCAUAUCCUGAGUUCAGACACAAUAGCAGCAUGAAGACUAUUAGGUGGAAAUUUAUCGAAUCUCUUGAACCCCCGACAAUUGUGCAUGCGAGAUGUACUGAUGUAGUCAGCAAGGAAAAUAUAUUUGGACAAAUCACAGUUCGAUUCCACACUCGCCAACAACUAGCUGUAUAUGACCGCUUUGGACGCCUCAUCCAUGGAAGCGAAAUCCUCGCCAAAGACGUUUUGGAAUAUAUCGUUUUUGAGAAACAUCUAUCAAAUUUAUAUGGGACCUGGCGCAUUCACGACAAGAUCAUACCUGACUGGACAGCACCCAAAGAACCCUCGAAGCUGACCAAGAUCAUGCCAGAACCAGAACCUGAGAUUGUAAAGGUUGAGACUGAAGCGGAACAACCAGCCAUUGCCGACAAGUGA